Messenger RNA from Exophiala spinifera, 1896 nucleotides. RefSeq lists its product as uncharacterized. NCBI's taxonomy places the organism in Eukaryota, Fungi, Ascomycota, Eurotiomycetes, Chaetothyriales, Herpotrichiellaceae. Gene Ontology annotation, molecular function: 8-oxo-7,8-dihydrodeoxyguanosine triphosphate pyrophosphatase activity. The coding region runs from base 1 to 1896 and encodes 631 amino acids. The record is from RefSeq and is a predicted model, not a curated record. Gene Ontology annotation, cellular component: cytosol. Gene Ontology annotation, biological process: nucleoside metabolic process; dGTP catabolic process. The transcript has a single exon.
AUGUCAACAAGCAGUGAUCAAGGAGUAUCGUCAAUCACCGUCUCGGUGGAGGAGAUCGACUCCAUGAUGUCCAAUCAUACGAUGAGGCAUUCUCUGGAAAGAUAUGUCUUUGACAAGAUACACCAGGAUAUUCGGGAGCGGCACUGGAAGCGGAUCUCUGUUCAUGGCCACUACCAGCGCGAUGGGACGGCACGCUUAUCGGUGUUCGAAAAACAAGGCAAACGUUUCAAUUGGCACCGUCCCACGAGCCGAGUCGUUGAUGGCGAUACUUUGGAGAUCAACUGCUUCCCAGGCCAAGCUUAUGUCAAACACAAUGCAUACCUAAUCGCGAUGUAUCUCCGGCUGCAAGAACUACAGUCUCCCUCCACCGAUGGCCCUCCUCUCUCUUUUUCGCGUCCCGUCGUCGAGUAUAGGUUGCCUGGGGUGGAAGACAGCGCUUUGAUAUUUGCGGAAUCCAAUCUGCGGCUCAUGGGUAAAGUUGACAUAGUAGUUCUGGGCUACGCAGAGGCUGUUCUGCCAACGACAGGAGGCGAUUGGGAAAGCGGUACAGUGGAUCCUGAACGGCAGUUAUUUGCGUGGCAAAAAAUCACUCUUCCAGAUGGUAAAGUCGUCUCAUACUUGGGUUGUAUGAUAAGCCUAUGGGGAGAGAUUGUUGGAUCCCUAAUCCGAGUGCUAAAAGAAUUGAAUAAUGCCAGUCAUGUUGUCUUUCUCGGGAAGGCAGGCUCUCUGCGGAAUUAUUCACCAGCCGGUGGCCUGCUCAUUCAACCGAACCGGAUUCUUGUGACGGGUUCAUCGAGUUGCAUGGAACAAGAGCGCCUUCAGUGGUCCAGUCCUUUUUAUUAUGAUACCAGUCGUGAGGGCCAUGGUUCAACAGAACUCGUUGUUGGACAGAACGUGAGUGUUUUCUCGCCUCUUGUGGAAAACGCAGUUUGGUUUGAGCAUUGGCGCGAUAAAGCAGAUUGGGUUGACUGCGAGGUCUUCCAUGCUGCAACAGCUUGUCGACACGUCAAUAUAAAUUUCGGAUAUCUUCACAUCAUAUCUGAUGUAUUGGCAAGAUAUGAGCCGGAGAAUCUGUCGAAUGAGCGAGAUCUUCUGAUUCUGUCUCAUAGACGAUCAGCAUUUGACAGAAUGAAGCGGAUACUGGAUAGUUGUUUGACGAGCCCUCUCUCAGGAAGGAUAUCGCCACAACCUCGUCUCCGAGACAAUGCACAUUGGACGGAUCCAAGCCAUACAAAACACGAGCUUCUCGCCUCCGAGGUCCCUCGCGUGGGCGUGGGCGUAUUCAUCAUUCAUCCCACGAUUCCCAAACCCACCUCUAAGCCGUCUCCAGGAUCCUCGGACGAGACGAGAGCGUGGAAGUUUCUGAUGGGCCAACGGCUGGGGUCCCACGGGAGUGGCACUUACGCUCUCCCCGGUGGACAUCUGGAGUUCGGCGAGACGUUUGAGGAAUGUGCGGCGCGCGAGGUUCUCGAAGAAACGGGCUUGAGGGUACACGACGUGAAGUUCCUGACGGCUACGAACAACGUCAUGGGCGAAGACGAAGGUGGAAAGCAUUAUAUCACUGUCUUUAUGACGGCCAGGGUGACGAUGGACCCGGGGGAUUCUGCUGCCGCCAACGUCGGUGAGGAUGGCUUGCCGAUCGCACGGCUCAUGGAGCCCGAGAAGUGCGCAGGCUGGGAGUGGGUGAGUUGGAGGCAGUAUGAAAUGUGGGCGAUGGCGCAGGUGCGAUGGGGGAAGUUAAACCACGACAAGCAUUCUGAUGGUGGUGGCGAUGGCGAUGGCGAUGGCAGCGGCGGCAAUCAUGUAGAGGGCCGACUGUUGUUUUCGCCGAUGGUAGAUUUACUCGUGCAAAGACCGGGCGUCGUUCCAGAACUGAGAAUGAUUCCGUCGAGGUAG